Molecule: messenger RNA, 2110 nt
Organism: Sitophilus oryzae (rice weevil)
Lineage: Eukaryota; Metazoa; Arthropoda; Insecta; Coleoptera; Curculionidae
Product: ankyrin repeat domain-containing protein 33B-like
Exons: 9
Coding region: 158-1876 (572 amino acids)
Molecular function (GO): protein binding
Source: RefSeq, a predicted model, not a curated record
UCGUGCAUUAGUAGUUGUUAUGUUAUUUUUAGACAACAAUGAGAACAUUUUCUGAAAUUAAACAUGUUUCGCCGAUUAUUAGCAGCAGAAGUUUCGAUAUAGUUCUUCAAUUCGUGUAUAACGAUUUUAUUUAUUUACUUAGCUUUACUAAGAAGCGAUGGUUAUCUCGAAAAACGGUUCAGCCAUUCAUCCCUGUAUUAAGGAGGUAAUUUUCGUUACAAAUGUAUCAGAACCCAACCGAGAGUUGUCAAGCAAACGAUUUUGCGAACUGCCUUCCUUACGAUAUGGUCCUAUGGGUGCCAAAGCUACAACGACGGGACCUUUGACGUUGAUAGAUAAUGCCAGUGAUAUUCAGAUAUCCAGAGAACGAAAAUAUUCCUGGAGCAACAACGAUUUGGAUAAGGACAGACCUAUCAGACCGCCUCGCCGCGUCAGGUUUACCCUGCCACCGCCCGAUGGCGCCACCGACACCGAUCCACCCCGACGCCGCCAGAGCGACGUCGGCGUCGGCUCGCGCGACGUAAACACGAAAAAAGCGACGCCGGCCGCCGUCUUCAGUCAACGACCGAUCGUCGCCGCGACGCGAAAUAUAACGAGCGGCAUCGUCAAAGCGGAGGAAAAGCGCGUGGAAAAGCCGCCGCCGCGAAGACGGAAAAGUCUAGCGCGACGUUUCGAAAAGUUCCGGCACCAUCAUCAGGCUAAGAGAGGUUACGAGUCGGAAGCAGUAGAAGUACCGGUUAGUGUCAGUCCAGGUGUCCGAGACAGAGUCCACCCGACUGGCCGCUACGUCAGAGGCACGCUGUCCCCCACGUCCAACCAGGGCCCCCAGGAGCCGCCCCUCACGCCAGGGGGGUUGGCGCUGCUGGGGGCCGCCCGCGAUGGGGACGAUCAGGCUCUCAGGGAUCUGCUGAGGAGAGCGCUGGCCAUUGGUAUCAGCGAUACGGAUUUGAAUGCUACUGAUUCUAGUGGAAGGACUAUUUUGAGCUACGUGGCGUCGAACGGAUCCUUCGAUUUAUUGGAGCUCAUUCUUCAACUGCCCGGCCUGGACCCCAACAAGCCCGACAACGAGGGCAACACGCCGUUGCAUUUUGCAGCCCAAGCAGGUCAAGUAGAAUGCCUGAACUGUUUAGCGAGUAGAUGUAGAGGAGUGGAGAUAGACGCAAGGAAUAACUUAGGAUUCACACCAUUGAUGAAGGCGGCCCUACAGGGCCGUAACAAAUGUGCCAAAUUGUUGUUGUUUGCAGGGGCCAAUCCAACGUUGAGGGACAACGGCCGUGGGUUCAGAGCUGACCAAUGGGCGAGGUUCUGCGGACGGUACGUGUGUGCCGACGUCAUAGAGAAGCACGCCAGGCAGAGGCUGUUGGAGAGGUCCACGUCUUACGGCCAUUGGGGGAUAGAGCACGAGAUGGGCGCCAGGGUGGUUAUGGGUAAAGUGGUACCGAUACCGCCUGUACCUCAGCCUCAAUCCAAUGGCCUAAAAUCCAAACUGAAGAAAGUUUUUCGCACGUCUUCCGGCCCAUCGUCCGACACUUUUUCCAGCGCCCGCCUCGUCACGCAGCUCACCUCGGCCGCUCUCUGCGCCAGCAGCCCCGUUCUUCCCAGCAGCGGUUCGGUGCCGCCCGUCAUCAAGUCCCUCAUCCGCCCCCUGACGGUACCCCGCCUCCAGAUCACCCUCGUUAACAACAACGGCGACUACCCCAACUGCAACCUGGAAAACGCGGAAAAUCCCGACUCGCAACCCACCACCAAGUCCAACCCCGACGAUAAAAUCGCGGGCUCGAACAACAAGGAGAACGCGGCCCAACCGGGCAACGGAGUCGUGGUCAACGGGAAAAAUGAAGCGAUCAAACCGUGCCGCAGCAAAAAGAAGAAAUAGCAUGAGUGCUACCUGUGUAGAUGCUACUAAUUAUACUGGUCUGCAUAAUGAUUUUUUUUCUCGAGAUCUGGCACCAUUCAUGUUGAUUCUUAUGUAAAAUGACGUCCUGAAUCCAUGCAUUUAAUUUGGAGGAUGAAAGGAAUUAUUUCAGCUGUAAAUAAUAUAGUUGAUUGAAAGAAUUGGGAAGAUCCGCAACCUAAUGGGCGAAUUCGUGACAAGGCUUAUUUGAUUUCC